Mixia osmundae IAM 14324 is the source of this 1062-nucleotide messenger RNA. RefSeq lists its product as uncharacterized. The record is from RefSeq and is a predicted model, not a curated record. The transcript has 3 exons. Gene Ontology annotation, cellular component: nucleus. Lineage: Eukaryota; Fungi; Basidiomycota; Mixiomycetes; Mixiales; Mixiaceae. The coding region runs from base 1 to 1062 and encodes 353 amino acids.
AUGGCCGGCCUCGUCAGCUAUGGCUCAGACUCGGACGACUCGGAUCAUGAGCAGCCUGCACCACCGCCAGUCAAUGCGCCCGCCGCAAGUAGCACAGCGCCAAAGCAAGACAUGCCGCUCCCCAAAUCCAAGAGGAAAGGUCCUGUCAAGAUCAUGCUUGAUCUGCCAGACCCAUCCAGUCCAGCCAAAGAAGAGCCUGCGCCCAAGCGAGCCAAGCUGGACUUUGGUCGUCUGAGCGGCAAGUCGGGCCUGGCGAGCAUGCUGCCCGCGCCUAAAGCGAGUACGACUCAGUCUGUAGCGACUCCGAGUGCUUCCACUGCACGUCCCGUGGGCUCAUUGAUCGAUGCACCCGAAGGCGAUGAGUCUGGUGUCGCUGCGCUGGACGAGAUUGCUCAACCUGAGCCUGCGGCGGCGGCGGCAACAACAACAACUUCGUUUGUGCCUCAUAAAGUCAAAUCCAAGCUACCGCCGCCAAAGCCAGCCGCGCCCGUCGUAGACUUCUUCUCGCUAGGCGCGGCAGAAGCUGUGCGGACGACCACAGAGUCAGUCGAAGCGACACGCGCGACCGCAAUAAAAGCAGCGCCUGUUCUGGAGGAUAAGCCAGUUCCGAACUACUAUGCCACUCUGCCGCCGCCUUCGGCAACAGAUCCCUACCCCGGCUUUUACCUGAAGAAGGACGGAAAGACAUGGGCCGCGAAAGAGCCAGAGGCUUGGCUAGAGUGGUCACGCAUGAAUGGCUGGGUCGAAGCCGAUCAAUCCUCAAGCGCUACACCUAAGGAAUUCGACACGACAGAUGAAGAUGUGAGCGAGGUCAAGGCGGACGAUGCAUUGAUACAAGCCCGACUGGAGAAAGCUCGCAAGAAGCUACUCAAUCCUCACAAAGAGGAAAAGCCGAAAGAGGAGCAACAAGCUCAGCCUAAACGAGGGAUGCAUCGUGCCCGAGAGCGAGGUCAGCUUACUGCAUUGCUGGCAGAAGCAGUCGACAAUCGGGAAGCGCUCGAGGAACGGAUCGCCCAAGCUAAAGCGACCAAGCGGUCUUCCGGGUCUCGCUAUGGCUUCUGA